Molecule: messenger RNA, 9513 nt
Organism: Peromyscus californicus insignis
Lineage: Eukaryota; Metazoa; Chordata; Mammalia; Rodentia; Cricetidae
Gene: Xylt1
Product: xylosyltransferase 1
Exons: 12
Coding region: 222-3092 (956 amino acids)
Biological process (GO): heparan sulfate proteoglycan biosynthetic process; chondroitin sulfate proteoglycan biosynthetic process
Cellular component (GO): membrane
Molecular function (GO): protein xylosyltransferase activity
Source: RefSeq, a predicted model, not a curated record
CGGGUCCCUGCCCGUCUGAAAACUCCGCGCCGCGGCGGUGGAGGCGGCGGCGGCGGCGGCGGCAGAGGAGGAAAGGGAGGAGGAGGAGGUGGAGGAGAGGAGCAGGAGGAGGAGCAGCGGCGAGCUCGGGCGACGGCGGCGGGGCCCGAGCGCGGAGCCCCCGGGAUAGAGCGCGCACCGGGGUGUCCCGGCACCCCGCUCGCCCCGGGCCGCCGCGGAAGAUGGUGGCGGCGCCGUGCGCCCGGAGGCUGGCGCGGCGCUCGCACUCGGCGCUGCUGGCGGCGCUCAUGGUGCUGCUGCUGCAGACGCUGGUGGUGUGGAAUUUCAGCAGCCUGGACUCCGGGGCUGGCGAGCGGCGGCGCGCGGGGGCAGCGGCGGGAGCAGCCGAGCAGCAGCAGCAGCAGCAGCCCGCGGCCCCUCGCCGGGAGCGCAGGGACCUGGCUGCCCAUCCGCCCGCAGCCCGCGGAGGACCCGGAGGCCGAGCCGGCGGAGGAGGAGCACGGGGAGGCGGCCCCGGAGGAGCCCGCGCGCAGCAGCUUGGCAGCCGCGGGGCACUGGCCGCCCGAGCGAGGGAUCCACACCCGAGUCCACUGAUCACCCUAGAGACCCAGGAUGGCUACUUCUCUCACCGGCCCAAAGAAAAAGUGCGGACCGACAGCAACAAUGAGAACUCGGUCCCCAAGGACUUUGAGAAUGUGGACAAUAGCAAUUUCGCCCCCAGGACCCAGAAGCAGAAGCACCAGCCAGAGCUGGCCAAGAAGACCCCAAGCAGGCAUAAAGAGCGAUUGCAGAGGAAGCUGGAUGCCCAGGACAAAGGUCAGGGGCAGUCAGUCCUGGGGAAAAGCCCCAACGAGGUGCUGCCUCCUCGGGAAAAAGCCACAGGUGACAGUAGCCAAGGGAAGGAUCUCUCAAGACACAGCCCUGUGAGAAAGACUGGUGGUGGUGGGUCCCCCGAAACCAAGUCUGACCAGCCCCCCAAGUGUGACAUCUCUGGCAAGGAGGCCAUCUCAGCCCUGACCCGCGCUAAGUCCAAGCACUGCCGCCAGGAGAUUGCAGAAACCUACUGUCGCCACAAGCUGGGGCUGCUGAUGCCAGAGAAGGUGGCUCGGUUCUGUCCCCUGGAGGGCAAAGCCAACAAGAAUGUCCAAUGGGAUGAGGACACUGUGGAGUAUAUGCCCACCAACCCCGUCAGAAUCGCCUUUGUCCUGGUGGUCCAUGGCCGUGCCUCUCGACAGCUACAGCGCAUGUUCAAGGCCAUCUACCACAAAGACCACUUCUACUAUAUCCAUGUGGAUAAGAGGUCCAAUUACUUGCAUCGGCAAGUGCUCCAGUUCUCCAGGCAGUACGACAAUGUCCGAGUCACCUCCUGGAGGAUGGCCACCAUCUGGGGUGGGGCCAGCCUCCUGUCCACCUACCUGCAGAGCAUGCGGGAUCUCCUGGAGAUGACUGACUGGCCCUGGGACUUCUUCAUCAACCUCAGUGCUGCUGACUACCCCAUCAGGACAAAUGAUCAGCUGGUGGCAUUUCUCUCCCGAUACCGAGAUAUGAAUUUCCUGAAGUCACAUGGCCGGGACAAUGCAAGGUUCAUUCGGAAACAGGGCCUGGACCGUCUUUUCCUGGAGUGUGAUGCACACAUGUGGCGCCUGGGGGAUCGGCGGAUCCCAGAGGGCAUUGCUGUGGACGGUGGCUCUGAUUGGUUCCUGCUUAACCGGAAGUUUGUGGAAUAUGUGGCAUUCUCCACGGAUGACCUGGUGACAAAGAUGAAGCAGUUUUACUCUUACACCCUCCUUCCUGCUGAGUCCUUUUUCCACACAGUCCUGGAGAACAGCCCCCACUGUGACACCAUGGUGGAUAACAACCUGCGCAUCACCAACUGGAACCGCAAGCUGGGCUGCAAGUGCCAGUACAAACACAUCGUGGACUGGUGUGGCUGCUCCCCCAACGACUUCAAGCCUCAGGACUUCCAUCGCUUCCAGCAGACAGCCCGGCCCACCUUCUUUGCCCGGAAAUUUGAAGCUGUAGUGAACCAGGAAAUCAUUGGGCAGCUGGACUCUUACCUGUAUGGGAACUAUCCUGCGGGCACCCCGGGCCUCCGCUCCUACUGGGAGAAUGUCUAUGACGAGCCAGAUGGCAUCCACAGCCUCAGCGAUGUGGCGCUCACCCUGUACCACUCCUUCAUCCGUCUGGGCCUGCGGAGGGCAGAGUCAUCCCUGCACACUGAUGGGGAAAACAGCUGCAGGUACUACCCAAUGGGCCACCCAGCAUCUGUCCAUCUCUACUUCCUUGCCGACCGUUUCCAAGGUUUUCUGAUCAAGCACCAUGUGACUAACCUUGCUGUGAGCAAACUGGAGACACUGGAGACAUGGAUGAUGCCAAAGAAAGUCUUCAAGAUCGCAAGUCCCCCCAGUGACUUUGGCAGGCUUCAGUUUUCUGAGGUUGGCACUGAUUGGGAUGCCAAAGAGAGGCUGUUCCGGAACUUCGGCGGUCUCUUGGGGCCCAUGGAUGAGCCCGUUGGGAUGCAGAAAUGGGGAAAGGGGCCCAAUGUGACUGUGACUGUUAUCUGGGUGGAUCCUGUCAAUGUCAUCGCAGCCACCUAUGAUAUCCUGAUCGAAUCCACUGCGGAAUUCACACACUACAAACCCCCUUUGAAUCUGCCUCUGAGGCCUGGGGUCUGGACAGUAAAAAUUCUCCAUCACUGGGUGCCGGUUGCAGAGACCAAAUUCCUUGUCGCACCUCUGACCUUCUCCAACAAGCAGCCCAUCAAACCAGAGGAGGCAUUGAAGCUGCACAAUGGGCCACCUCACAGUGCCUACAUGGAGCAGAGUUUCCAGAGUCUGAACCCGGUCCUCAGCCUGCCCAUCAAUCCUGCCCAAGUGGAGCAGGCCCGGAAGAAUGCAGCCUCCACUGCGACAGCACUAGAAGCCUGGCUGGACUCGCUGGUGGGCGGGACUUGGACUGCCAUGGACAUCUGUGCCACAGGCCCCACCGCCUGCCCAGUCAUGCAGACCUGUAGCCAGACAGCCUGGAGCUCCUUCAGCCCUGACCCCAAAUCAGAGCUGGGUGCAGUCAAGCCCGAUGGCCGGCUCAGGUAGCAGUGGCCACACGUGACCAAUGGAGCCUCAAUCCCGGCCUCCUCCCUUGUAUGGGGGUUGCCUUUUGUACAAGGAUCUCUGCUGACUGUAGAAUGAUGAAGAGAGGGUUUGGAGGCCAGAGAAGGGUCAGCCUGUAUUUGUCAAGCUGGCCUCUGGAGUAGGUGACUCAGCCCCAGGGCCACAGUGGUCUCCCCUCUUCCGGUUGCUUCUCAGUCCUGCAGGCUCCUGUUCUCUCCCUCCGAUGGCCUGCACUUGUCCCCUUACAAGUGAGUUUUCAGCUUUUAUUUUGAGCAGCAGAACUUUGUUUACUCAGCACAGUCAGAGGUGGAAGUGCAAGAUCAGGAUGAAAUCUAGGCUGCUCUGGUUGAAGCUGAGUUGUGUGAGGUUCCUUCCCGCAGCUCAGCCCACCAGGUGAUGCUUUCUCCAAGGGCAUCUCCAAGGUACCUCUUCUGAACCCAAGGGCUCUGUUUAAGCCAGUUAGACAAGCACUGCCCUGACCAAGGGUGGGAUCUACAUCCUGGCCCUUCCAUUUAUCUCUUGAUUUCUAUGGCUGGGAAACCCUGUGCCCAUGCUAAAAGUAGCAAGCUGCUGGUGGCCACGCUCCUGGCCUUCCCCGGGAGGCGGAGAUGUGGGAGAAUUCCAAGGUUCCUGUUGCCGCUCAGUGAGCUAUUUUCCCUGCAAACCAGAGAGGUUCAGGAAAGCCUUUUGAUGUGACGUGGCCAAGGUUCCCCAGACAUGUGACUGCCAACUUGCCAUCUGUCCAGGUCAGCCUCUUCCAAGGCUGUCACAACUGGUAGCAGGAACAGGGUAAAACAUAGAGAGCUGGAGUUUCAAUUCUCCUACCUGCUCCUGGGCUGGGAGACAGCUACUGUGGUCUCUUUGGUACUGAAAGGGGAGCAGCAGAGAACCAAGGCUCUGAAUCUCCAAGGGGGGUUCCUUGGACCCAAGCUUCUAAGCUAGAUGGCAACACAGAGGCACUCCUUCUGUUCUGAGGUCAGGUACCCCAAACCUUUGUGAACUGUGCACUUGGUGCUGUUGACUGUGACCAAACUGCAUGGAUCAGACUUAUUUCACCCAGGAACAAACAUUUCAGAUCGGGUCCUUCAUUUCAUACCCUUCCUCGCCUAGGGUGCCAACAGGCUCGGUCUGGCUAAACCACAUAGAAGGAAGAUUGAGUUUCAAAAUAGGGAAGGUGGUUCAAAAAUUAGUGUUAUUCAUAUUGCUUGAGUACCAGAAACCCAAGGGUUUUCAUGCCAUGUGUAUUCUGGGGAGGGCAUUGAGGAAGAGCAUCUGCUUCCUCAUUGAGUACCCCAAAAGACAAAGUUCUCUGGGGAAAGUUGUGUCCAUCCUUAUAUCUCUCCCAGCAUGGAUAAGAAGGUACUGAAGUCCACCUUGACGGUGCAUCCAGUGCACAGCCCCUUCCCCAUCUAACAUGGCAGGCACAGAGAAGAGACCCUUGGUAUUUAUUAUUUAUAUGUUUUAGUCAAUGACUAAUUAGUAGGUGCUGUUUUUUGCAGCUUGUCAAUUAUGUUAUCUUACUAACUAAAAUUGCCUUUAUUCACAAAAGGCUCCCCCUUCCCUAUCUUCCCUGGUCUGCCUGCCUUUCUCUCUCAUUUUCACUGUUUCUAUCUCUCAGUGUCCACCCUACACCCUUCUGGUUCUUAGAACAAAGCUGGGGUGUCAGAUACCAUGGCAGAGUUUCAACCAGUGCCAUAACUGUCAGGAAGUUGACCCAUGUGGAUGGCUGGAACCUCCCUUUUGCACAGGAUGUUGGUCUCAUCUGUCCCUCUAAAUUCAAAAAAAUGUUGGAAUGCCUGAGUACCAACCCUUACUCUGACCCCUGCCCCAUAGACAAGGAUGUGGUGGGCUUAUGGCUUGGGUUGGGGGAGAAGUGUGCUGAGUGUAAAACUCUAGGUCCACCCAGUUGCUCUACACAUCGGGCUUCUCAUGACCAGUUUAACCAUGAGCACAAGCUUCCCUAGCAGAGGAAGACAGAAUCCUUCUAAGAGUGAUUGCUCUUAGGAGGAGGGCUGGGGACCCAGCCAGGAGAGCUCAGGAGGUAGCUACUGUCUGCUGGUCGUGGAACCAUCAGGUAGCUUUCUCAAAAAACCCAUAGAAUUUACACUGGUUUUACAAACACAUGGGAACAUUGAGCCUGGAAUCCCAUUCUCUCAAUGCCUCCAGUCUUUGCCUUGGUCAAAGCUUCCCUGGGACUGUGAAACCUCUGGGAGUCCCCCUCUUACCCAUCUUCUGCUAGAGAUUUGUGUAUUCUGUCCUGGAAGGUCCCUGGGAGUCACAGACUAUGAGACCCAGUGACACUCAAUGACAUUUUCCAUACUGGAACUAGUUGGGAAGGGCAAAGCUGACUUUGUAUCCCCAGCUUCUUCCUCACUCACCACAACUAAUUUGGGGUAUUUGUUUCCUCUGUUUUGGACCCAUAAAAUUAUUUUCACAGAUAGUGCUUUUAGUUUUUUAAAAAUGGAGAAUUUAAAACAAGUUCAUCAUAAUUUAAGAAAAGAUGUUUUCCCAUGGAAAGUGGCUUAAAUCCUUAUUUGUUGAUGUCUUCCUGCUGAAAACAAUGUGCUUGUUGGAGGCCAUGGGUGAAACAACAGCCUUGGGAGGUGGCUGCCUAAGGGUUUUGGAAGCACACAGCCAUCAGCUAUAGGAACCUUUAAGUCUGCAGUCUGCAGAAGCAAGAAGCCAUGGGUUUGACUGCUGACCAGGGUCCUAGAUAGUUUGGAAGGCUGAGAGGAAAGUUGGGCAUCCCUUAUGGGGAGAAGGGUUUUAGAUAGCACCUCUCUAUGCCAUUUGCUAGCUACCCAUCCCAAAGCUUACUUCCUGGGCUCUGCAGAAAGCAGUCAUCUCUGAGAAGGAAUGGGACAAUUCCCAAUGAAUGCCCCCUUGCUCUAGUGAUGCAGCCCUUUCCUUCCUAAAGGUCCUUUCUGAUGGAGAUCAGAGGCCUCCUGGUUUCAUUUCUCAAUGUUGGUUUAACGUUUUUAAUUGAAAUUGAGUUUAGAAGGUAUAAACCCAGCCCCGCACACACACACACACACACACACACACACACGGGCAUGCACGCUCACAUGCAGGCAUGCACAUGCCCACACACUCCAAAGGAGUUUGUUGCUAUUUUGGAUGUAUUGAGGAGCAUGCCUCCUUCUGGCUACUUGGUUUAUAGAUAGAGAAGAGGAUGUUGACUGAAACUGUGACCUCUCUGCCAAGACAUUCCUUAACAGAGAAGAGCAAUCAAGGACCACAAAGUGUGGAACAUGAAGAAGACACCAUGUACAGCCAAGUUCAUAAGGGGUCAGAUCAGCAGUUGCUGACAGCAUUGAGGAUAGACUGGAAACUAGCAUCAACCCAGUCAGCGUGAGCACGCCGAGAAGGCCUGGCAGGCCAGAGGAACUCUUUUGUAGGGGUCAUAAAAGCAAAAUGCGGUCCAGAACACAAGCAGAGAUGAGUAAAAUCAUGGGUGGAAGACAAAAGGGAGUAGUGGGGAGCGUGGUCUUACUAGCAUGCACAUGACCCCUCCAGUAAGAAGGGCAGCUGUGGGCUCCCAGCCUGUGAAAGUGAGAGAGAAGGUACAACUCAACAGUGGAGUCUUCCCGCUGGUAAGGGAAGCCAGAGAGCCAGCUUCUGUUUGUUCACUUCUGCUUUGUUUAAUAAGGAAUCUAGUUUUUCAUUGUUGCCUACUUUUUCUUUCAUUUUCCUUUUGAUUUUUGUUUUUUGAGACAGGGUUUCUCUGUGUAGCCCUGGCUGUCCUGGAAUGCACUCUGUAGACCAGGAUGGCUUCAACCUCAUAGGGAUCCACCUGCUUCUGCCUCCUGAGAGCUGGGAUCAAAGGUGUGUGUCAUCACCGCCCAAAUUAUUGUGUUUUGUUUUGUUUUGUUUUGUUUUGUUUUGUUUUGUUUUUCAAGGAUGUGGGCAGAAAAGUAAACUUCCAUAAUUGUGCUCAGGCCAAGUCCUGUCUCUGGAAAAGUGGUUUGAAAUGAGGGAGAGUUCAGACAGUAGGGGAGGAAAGAGUCAUGGUUAAAAGUGCAAAGAGGGGAGCUCACCCUGGACUGUGGGAGAAUGGAGGUUUCUGCUUAGUCAGCCCCUUCUCAGAAAACUUGUCAUCUGUGGGAGGGCUGGCUCAUGGGGCUCCUCUGAUCUGUGCUGAAGAGGAGAGAAUGCAAUCUGGAGUCUGGGGUGCUGCCUCAGACACAGAGAGACCCUAGUGUGCCCAGGUCCCCACCUCCUGGCAUUCCAUCAAACCAAGUGGAGAUGGCCACAGUGCCAUCCAUGAGAAGAGACUGGAGAGCACUCAGACCAGCUCCAAAGUCCACAUCAAUGAGGUGAGGCUGGGGAGUACUCAGACCAGCUCCAAAGUCCACAUCCAUGAGAUGAGGCUGGGGAGCACUCAGACCAGCUCCAAAGUCCACAUCUGAGUUGCCAUGCUGCCACUGUGCUGGAAGGUUCUUCAGAAACCAUGUGGGGCUGUGCUGGCUCACAAGUAGUCUUCUUUGCUUCUGCCUCAGUUACCUUAUGUUGCCCGAGGGUCAACCCCAGGCACUACCUCAAUGUCUGCUGAGAAGUUUACCUGGGGGUAGGGUGGAACGAAGGUGGCUAGUGUGCUGGAGCUGAAUGUAAAAUCUAUGCAAAUUCUCUCUCUCUCUCUCUCUCUCUCUCUCUCUCUCUCUCUCUCUCUCUCUCUCUCUCUCUCUCUCUCUCUCCCCCCCUCCCUCCCUCCCUCCCUCCGUCCCUCCCUCUCUCUCUCUUCCUCCCUUCCCUUUCCUCCCUCUCCCUGUCUGUCUCCUUCUCCUUCUCGCCCUUUCUUGUAUAAGUUUUAGUUGGGCUUGUUUGUUUGUUUGUCUGUGUUUGUUUGUUUUACCUUAUGAGCAAGAUGUUCUAUAGGACCCUCUUAAGACUGAAGAGGGCUUUACCCACCACCUGUGUCUACCCCUCCUGUUGUCUUUGGUUCUGUUCUUGCCAAGCCCCACACAGGGAGAAAGUGGCCUCUCUUCUCCCCUCACGUGGCUGGGAAUAUUCUCACAGCCCAGGCCUAUGGACAUCACUAGGAAGCAGGCACUGCCUCUUCCCUCCCCGGCUCCCAGUGCCAUCUUCUCCUUUCUGCAUUUUUCUCCUACCUCCCACCUUCAUCCCCACUCCUCCAAAAAGCCUUAGGUUUCUCCUUUUUGAAAUGUGGCCUUAAAAUUAUUUUUGGAAAGCUGACAUCCUCCCCCUCUAAUUUCCCCCACCAUCACAGAAGAGAGAGCAUCUUGAAGCCUGCGUGUGUGGCGGCCUCCUGAGCAAAGGGACUGCCAAUCUGUAGUCUGCAGAUGCACUAGGAAUAGCUUAAAUGUCGUCUUUAAGAAAAAUGUUCUCAUAUUUUUCCUAUGGGCAAAAUGAAGUCUUGGGGGCUCUUGCAGCUCCGAAGCACCUCUAAACAUGUUGCUGUGGCAGUGGGCUGGCAUCACCAGCAGGAUGCUCACUCCAGUCUCCCCUUCCUCCAAGACCCAGUGACUUUAGGUACUUCAUUCAAGGGUAAAUCAGGAGCAUUUCUCAGUUUAUCUCUUCAUCCUUCUUGCCUGGAAAGUGACAGCAUUAAAUAUUCCCAGUGGAUGGGUCAUGUUCUUGAAGGGAUGGUCCACCCACUCCUUUGGACUCCACCCUGAACCCUUCCAUCACUCCAGUGCUGAUGGAGGCCAAAGACAACCCCAGGGUUUUCAUAGGAAAUUCACUGGUAUUGAGCGCAAUUGUCUUUAUCCAUUUAUCUUUUCUUUUAAAGGAAAAGAAAAGACUCUUACUUUGUCAGUAGCAUUUGUCCAGAUGUUUGUUUUAGAGGCCUCAAGAUACGUUAUUACUGCCUCCUUCUUUGUUUUCAAAGACAUGUGGUGAUAUAGUUUUUAAAAAUAACUAUUUUGUUAUAGAUCAUAAUAUGCAUAAAACUGUACAGAAAUAUUUUGUAAUGUAUUGAUUUUAAAAAAAAGAGAGAAUCUGUAAAUAAAAGUUUAAAAAAAUAAGAGUGAGUUCACAUGGCACACGCUGAAAGAUGUCGAUAUUUUGCUAUUUAUUUAAAGGAGUAUUUUAAGAAAUAUUAAACUAUCUGAAGUUGACCAAUAAUCAAAGUUCUACUCAUCCAAAUACUUCUCAUCAAGGUAGAGUCCAAGUCUCACAAACAACUGUGUUACCCGCCCACAUCUGCCUCUUUCCUUUGUUUUCACAUGGUAGAAAACAACAACAAAAUUGUGCCUUAGCUGUAUUUCUGUCUAGGGGAAUUUGUUUCUGUCCAACAAAGCAACAUUUUUUUUGCAGAAAACAGUGGAUUAUUAAAUACUGUAUUAUACCAAAAACACCACAGGUGUACAUAGACGCUUUCUGCUAUACUGUGUUUUCAGAUGCAGAAUUUUAAAAUAAAAAAAAAAGUGUCUACGGAAUCUCA